AUGGUUUUGUUCUUUUUGGCAGCGCAUGGUCCCACACGAAUACGUCGGACUGGGAAUUGUUCUCAAAAUCCAAUUUGUAGUCGCGAGCUCAGGGCGAAGAUGGAGAUUGACGAAGGUGCUAAUUUUCCCUCUCGAAGCGCAGACUCGGGCGAAGGGGGCAAAUUUUCGGGUGGAGAUAACCUCUUCCGACUGAUGAAACUCGUUCGUGAGACCCAGUGCGAGAGGGAAGUGGUGAAACCAGUGCUGGACGAGUUGGAAGUCAUGCGAAUGUGCCGUAGCUUCGGGAUGAUGUCGUCGGUUAACCCCAAAGAUUUUGAUUUCAACGUUUUACACGCUCGAGAGUUCGAUGACGAUUUCAUCCGCUUUCUGCGUUUCGAAUUGUUCGAAAACGCGUGUUUUGGAGACGUGAAAUUGAAGGGUGUGUUCGGCAAGCAAGCACAAGUAGCGGAAAUCUUAGUCGACAUGAAAGCAUGCUUUGUCAAUGCAGUUGGCAUACUUGCUGGGGCAAGUGAAGGGAUAUACUGUGUAAAGGUCAAACCUGAACACAGCGAGGGACAGUGUAACGGGGUUGGCAACAUUGCUGGCUUGGUGGUGUUCCCUUGGAUCUGUGACGAGCUGUUUGAGCCGCAAGGGCUUCGUGAUACUCCAGCAUUCGUACUGCGAUUUCUGACUGGGUUGACGUCGGAUAUUAUAUGCUGCACGUCGAAAUCCGAUCUGGAACAAGUCGCGGCAGCGAUGGCUGCUUCGGAGGAGCAGGAAGACGACGAGUUGUCUUCGUAUUCGGUGUCUUUCCAUAUCGAGAAGCAAGAGGAUCAACCCGAUAGCACGUCAUGUGUGGCAAUGACCUCCGUGGAAUUGGAGACACUCCCUGAAGACUACUCCAAUAUCUGCUUGCUAAAGGGAAGUUAUCCAGCGAUAGCUGUCACGAGGACAAUGACGUCAGUGAUCCGAACGGAGCCAUUUCGACGUUUAUUUCGCCUGCAGGUGGAGGUGCCCUUUGCGGAGUGGCUUAAAGCUGAAUCGCAGCAUUGUCGGAUUGAGUUGAACCCAGGAAUUGUCCGAUCGGUUAAGCUCUGCCAGAACAUCUUGAAGGCGUUUGAUAUGUGGCCUGAGGAUGAAAUAAAUGCUGCUCGUGAAGCUCAAGAGAAACAAGAGCAAGAAGAAUACGAUCUGGCUGCAAAGACGCUGAAAGAGGAAAUUGCGGAACAGAGAGCCAUGGUGGAUCAAGUAACGAAUGAACUGUUCCGACUCCACGUGGGAGAUACUGUGAAUGAAGCUUCGGGUACUUCACUGCAGACAGCCUUGUCAGCUUACGAGGCAUUUCGAGAGUGGGUCAAGUCUACGUGCCAUUGGAAAUUUGACAAGAAGAUUCAAUUGAUCUUAGACGUGCCUGAGCGCCUAAGAGAAGUUGAGGCAAUGCUUCUCACCAAUUCAUCGUGCUACGAUACUGGCGAAUUAAUCAAGAUACUGGAAAUGUGCUCCACCACUUCGAAGUCGAACCUGUUGAAAGCUGUGAACAAGCACAAAGUGAAGAACUCGAAUCCCGACGUGAACAUGGGAGCGCAGAAGCCUACGUGGGAAUCGUUUUUGGAGGAAGUAUCCAAACCUUUGGCUGAGCUGCGCACAAAAUGGUGGAUUGCUGUAAAAAGUGUCUUCGCAGCAGCAAAUGACGUGAAACUCAAAGAGCUAAAGUGCAACCAGAAGCAAAGUAAGGCGGCUUGGUACGGCAAGAUCAUAGGGGGCAAGUUCGACCAGCUGCGUGAAGUUCUGCUAUCGAAAGAUGGAUUGCUGUUUAGAAUGAGCGCUUGUCCCAAUGGCCGAGGAACUGUCUAUUGCGAGGGUUCGAAGGAAGUGUAUGCUCAGUCUUGUGCGUUCCAGGAUAUUGUCAAGCUGGAUAUGCAAGAAGGAAAGCCGAGACGCCAGGAGUUGCUGGGUCGGCAUCUUCUAAACCCGGGCGAAAAUCAUGUGGCGAUGUUUACUGUUAAGGUGCGGUCCGUAAUCCAAAUUGUCACUGGCACACAACGCAUGUGCGUCAAGUUCAUCUACUUCCCACCGAGCACGGAUCCCCGUAGACCGUCACGUGCGAAUGAAAGGGUCAUUCACACGCUUGGAAAGUUUGCUUCGCUUUGCGAUUACGAUGCCCGCAACAGAAUUCUGACCUUUCUCUCAGAGGAUUCGGUGGGGAUUUACAAGCUUGACGGGUCGUUUAAGAAGAUGGAGCUCAUGAAAAACGUCGACUUGGGCGUGCGCUCAACGCUGGCAGAUUUGCCAUUCAGAGACGUUAUGCUGCUAGACAGCACCGUGUACGUGACUGAUUCGAGUGGACGUUCGCAAGGUGUUGACAUUCACAAUGACCAAACGUCCAAUGUCGUGAAUGUACACGAUCAAGACGAGAUACCUUCAUCGUGCAGCCGAGUGCUAGAACUGGCGGACAACCUCGCUAUCGGAGCGGUGUCGUGUGUACCAAGCGAUGACGGGGCCUUCGAAGGAGUUCUGCAGUGUGUUUCUCGAGACGACCAUCGUCACCUUCCAGCAUUGAGUCUUGGCGUCAAGUUCCUCACUGACCGGGUGAGUGUCCAACAUGUCGACGACCGAGUACUUGUACUUGAUCCGUUGGCACAGAAGGUGUAUUUCUUUUCGAUCCAGGUGACUGUACGCAGUGAUUCGUACCGAAUGCGGCAGUCCGAUAAUGCGGGUUCGAAGAAUACUGAAAGUGAUGCAAGCAAUGCAGAUUGCCCGCGCAAGCAACAUUGGCUGUACACAUUUUACCACGUUUUCGAGAAGUUCCCUGUGCGUGGCUUGCUGGAUGUUGAAGUACCAUCACCCGUGUCGAUUCUUGUUGCUUGUCCUGGUGUCGAGGAAACGAAUGCUGCGCUUGAGAAUUACCACGACUUCCUGUCGCUAUUGAUGAGCGACUUGAUGGCACUUAACAAACCGUUGUAUGGACUAGAUCUAACCAGCGGUCUCGCCGUGAGGUCUUCACUGGGUGGAGUGACUAUGAAAUCGAAGCCGCUGAAAUUAUUUUUUCAGGCGCUCAUCACAUUCUUGCCGAUUCAAAUCUGCCGUGCCGAGGGGAACGCACUGACAGUGCUUUAUGAUGGUAUGGACCAGUCUCUCGAGCCAGAAGACGAGAUACAAGCAUGGGGAGCAGCAGAUAUCGCCGAGUCGAUUCGAUUCGGCCUCCUAUCUCCUCUGCUAUGCGCCUGGCGAGGUCGCUGUGCAGUGAUCACAUCAAUGGGGAAGCAGUCGACAGGAAAGAGUUACUUCCUGAACCAUUUGACGGGAUCGUCGUUCGCUAUUGCCGGGAACCGCUGCACGGAUGGUGCCUGGAUGACUCUGCGUAUCAUGGAAGAUAUGUUGCUUGUCGUGUUGGACUUCGAAGGCUUGGGUUCUUUCGAGCGUACUGACCAAGAGGAUGUGUUCUUGUCAGUGCUGAAUGCCUCUUUGUCAAUGUUCACAAUUUUCCGGAUGGAAAUGCGCUUCGAUAAGGACAUCGACGGUCUAUUCACGAAGUUCCAGAAAGGAAUCAAUUUGCUGAAGAGUGACGAAAGACUUUUCCAAGGAAAGCUGUACAUGAGUGUGAAAGAUGUCAAUCCAAACGAUCGCCACGGUGUACUCUCUGAGUUCCAGCACAAAUUCCAGAAGAUGGUGACAGUUAAUCGCGACAAGAAUUUUCUCACCGAGAUGUACUCUGGCCAACUGAAGAUCAACUGUUCUCCACCUUUAGGAACGUUGGGAUACUACGAUUCUCUUCGACACGCUCGACAACUGAUCGAGGAAUUGAUAAAUGAUCCAGAUUUAUCGCGUGGAUUCAAGAGUGGGAGUUCUUUCCACGAUUGUAUUCGUUUGGUACUGGCAAAGAUCUCUAUUCUGGAUUGGACAGCAGUCGAUGAGAGUUCUCAGCGACUAGAGAUGAACGAGCUCCAUCACUACCUGGAGCGAUUCGAACUGGGUGUUUAA
Phytophthora nicotianae INRA-310 is the source of this 3960-nucleotide messenger RNA. RefSeq lists its product as hypothetical. The record is from RefSeq and is a predicted model, not a curated record. The transcript has a single exon. Lineage: Eukaryota; Oomycota; Peronosporomycetes; Peronosporales; Peronosporaceae. The coding region runs from base 1 to 3960 and encodes 1319 amino acids.